UUUGUCGCCACUCGCCACUCGUCAAACGACUGGUUAUUGGGCGUCCGUUCUAUCGUUCGGUAAACGUCAUCUUAUCUCUUUAUGUCUGAUUUUUGCGAUCCACAUGCUCAGUGGUGACCGAAAUAAUUAAAUAUUCCAUAAUUCCCGCACGGGAAGCAAUUUUGAGGGACGUCAGAUGGUAAACGCAAACUAGAAAGUGUUUCAACUGAAGUGUGAGGUGUCCUACCCGUCCGGAUCGAUCUGGAUUUGGGCAGUUUGAACUACAUUUUGGGUUCACUUUCCCCCUAAUAAAUUCAUUUAGAAGCGAGGUGGUGUGUUGUAAAGACAUAUUUUUAGUAACAUACAAUCGAAUCAGUGAGUUUUUUUUGUGUAUCAGUUCAUAAAACCGAAUCAAUAUGUCUGAAGAGUCGUCAGCAGAUCGCAAUGUUGAAAUAUGGAAGAUCAAGAAGCUCAUAAAGAGCUUGGAAAUGGCCCGUGGUAACGGCACGUCGAUGAUCUCGCUGAUCAUCCCGCCGAAGGACCAGAUCUCGCGCGUGUCGAAGAUGUUGGCGGACGAGUUCGGCACCGCGUCGAACAUCAAGUCGCGCGUGAACAGGCUCUCCGUGCUCGGCGCCAUCACCUCCGUGCAGCACCGGCUCAAGCUGUACACUAAAGUGCCGCCCAACGGCUUGGUGAUCUACUGCGGCACGAUUGUGACGGAGGAGGGCAAGGAGAAGAAGGUGAACAUCGACUUCGAGCCGUUCAAGCCGAUCAACACCUCGCUGUACCUGUGCGACAACAAGUUCCACACGGAGGCGCUCACGGCGCUGCUCGCCGACGACAACAAGUUCGGUUUCAUCGUCAUGGACGGAAACGGCGCGCUCUUCGGUACUCUACAAGGGAACACAAGAGAGGUGCUGCACAAAUUCACAGUGGACUUGCCGAAAAAGCACGGUCGCGGUGGUCAGUCCGCGCUGCGUUUCGCGCGUCUGCGUAUGGAGAAGCGGCACAACUACGUGCGCAAGGUGGCCGAGGUGGCGACGCAGCUGUUCAUCAGCGCCGACCGGCCCAACGUCGCCGGGCUUAUCCUCGCCGGUUCCGCGGACUUCAAGACCGAGCUCUCGCAGUCCGACAUGUUCGACCCGCGUCUGCAAGCCAAGAUCAUCAAAUUGGUGGAUGUGUCGUACGGAGGCGAGAACGGAUUCAACCAGGCCAUCGAGCUGGCGGCCGAGUCCUUGCAGAACGUCAAGUUCAUCCAAGAGAAAAAACUGAUCGGCAGAUACUUCGAUGAGAUCUCGCAGGACACCGGCAAAUACUGCUUCGGCGUGGACGACACGCUGCGCGCGCUCGAGCUCGGCGCCGUCGAGACGCUCAUCUGCUGGGAGAACCUCGACAUCCAGCGAUAUGUGCUGAAAUCGCACGCCACCAACCAGGAGACCAUCCUGCACCUGACACCCGAGCAGGAGAAGGACAAGUCGCACUUCACCGACAAGGAGAGCGGCGUGGAGCUGGAGCUGGUGGAGUGCCAGCCGCUGCUGGAGUGGCUCGCCAACAACUACAAGUCGUUCGGCGCCACGCUCGAGAUCAUCACCGACAAGAGCCAGGAGGGCAGUCAGUUCGUGCGCGGCUUCGGAGGCAUUGGCGGUCUUCUGCGCUACAAGGUUGACUUCCAGUCGAUGCAGCUGGAGGACGAGGAAAUCGACAAUCUUUACGACAUCGACGACUACUAAACGAUCGCGGCGUACACCUGCGACUAUUAGUCGCACGCGGCGUACACCGGCAACUAUUAGUCGCGCAAGGCGCACAACAACGCGCGUCUGAUCACCUCGUGUUGUGCCGUGUUAGAUCUUAGGACAAUUUUUAACUCGUCUGUAAUGUGUAUUGUUAUAAAAUCAAUUGUUUGUUAUAUUUAACUCUGCGAAUGAUGAAUGAAAUUCUAUAGUGGCUAUAAUCUGUGUUAAUGAUUAUUGUGGGUCUAAUCCCUAAGUGUUUUUGAAAUGUGACUGAUUAUUAUUUUGGGGCCUUACAGAGGAGUCGCACGACAUCGCACUAGACUUGGGAACUACUCAGUAAUUAUAGAAUUUGCACAAUUAUAAGUUUCAGAUUAGUGUGCGGGUGCCCUAUAGUGUGGCGAGACAUAAAGUCGCAUCGCAGUAGCGGUUACGUAUAUUCGUCUCUUUCCUGUGCAUGUUAGUUAUAAUUGAUCGUCGUAGUUGAAACAGCAACGCCUCUCAGCACUCCUUAGGUAUCUCAACACUGACCAGUAUAUGGGCUGAUUGAAUUUGAUGUAUGGUAUGUGUGAGUAAAUAGUAAGUAUUGGGUCAUAAUAUUAUUUGGGCUUCAUCACAAUAAAUAUAUUUUUUUACAAUGAUGAAGUCUAUUCGCGUAACAAUAAACAGCCACAUACAUAGAUCCAAAGACGAACUGAUAUUGAGGCAAUCCUCAUACCCAUGACAAGAUUUCUGUUGACAGUUUUGACGUUGGUGAUCCCGUGCAUUCUCACGGGUCACACUUGUCCCGGGAUACGGAUUCCCGUUAUUCCCUGUCCUAGUCGGAUCGACACACACGUCGACCUGCCACGGAGACUCGGAGAUAGUGUAAUCAUUGUAAAAAAAAAAUAUACUAACUUUGUAGCUUGUGUCAUUCUCAUUUUGCUGUAGUUUUAUUAUAUAUGGAAUCGAGUUAGGUCUCGGUGUUAUUCCACAAUGUUAAUUAUUUGUAAACGACACGACACAACACGAUGCGGCGGCAAGUUGGCAACAGGCUGGUCUCGUCGCCUUGUCACCAGAGCUGCGUGCGCGAGUCUGUUCGCAUGAAUGUGUGGCCGUGCCAGCGUGGAAGCAAUAUUGUCGAAUAUUAUGAACUAAGAUACUGACUGAUAAUGAUAAGGCGCGAGCGCAGUCGAGCCGCGCGGAGCCGCGCCGGGACAGCCUACGUGUGAAUACUGAGUGGACACUUGCAUAAGGGGAACAUGGUUUUCUGUACUUGUGGUUGGGGGUAGUGGAGUUUAUUGCCUUCAUUCGUUUUCAAUAAAUAAUCUCAAUCUCAAUCGUCCAUCUAAUUUCGAGAAUGAACCAAUCAGAAUAAUUUAUUUGUUAACAUGUAAAGAUAAACUUUCUUCUAAUUGGUCCAUUUUUGAGAUAGAUCGAAAAAGCGAUUGGGAUCGUUGAUUGAAAAUGGCGGUUAGGCGACUGUCACCGUAUCAACAAAAGUAUUAGUAGUGAGUCACACAGUAGAUCUAGCUCUCUUCUGUCAAUGCUACUUGCGCGUAUGAACUAGAGAAUAUUAUUUAAUAAAUAUAAACAAUGAUGAUCGUCGAGUGAUGUCAAUGAUUUUGAUCUUUUUUUGUACUGAAUCUAUAGUAGAGGAUUACUAAGAAAGUGACCACUCGAAAAGGUAUUUUUAGAUUAAUUUUGUCGGAGUUGUGACGGCGGCGGCGUGGCUCGCGCGGGACGCAGGUCCGUGAACUAAGCGUGAACAUUCUCAUAUCAUAUGUAUCGUAUGUAGGCAAUAUCUACUGUUUUAAAACAAUUUAUAUUUGUUGUAUUAUAUUUUGAAUAAAAUUAAAAUGGUUCAUGGCUUCAAAA
Molecule: messenger RNA, 3566 nt
Organism: Manduca sexta (tobacco hornworm)
Lineage: Eukaryota; Metazoa; Arthropoda; Insecta; Lepidoptera; Sphingidae
Gene: eRF1
Product: eukaryotic peptide chain release factor subunit 1
Exons: 9
Coding region: 396-1709 (437 amino acids)
Biological process (GO): cytoplasmic translational termination
Cellular component (GO): cytosol; translation release factor complex
Molecular function (GO): translation release factor activity, codon specific; sequence-specific mRNA binding
Source: RefSeq, a predicted model, not a curated record